GACGAAUUCGAUAUCGACGUAUCGAACGGGCGCGCUCCAGAGAGAAAGAGAGAGAGAGAAUAAGAAAAAGAGAGUUCGUUUACGAGAAGACCCAGAAUGCGCGCCAGCGCGGCAAUAAUAAUUUCCUGUGCGGCUUUCUCGGUGAUCUACACCGAGGCGCACCCGCUGAUCGAUUCGAGCUCGAAUCAGAAUUUCCUGAAGCUGUCGGACAAGGAGAACCAGCCGGAUGUCGGGGCGAACGUCUUGAUGCCGAGCGAACGCGUGGAGACGCCGAAGGACGUCUCUAACCCUUUCGGCGAGGAAUCGAGAAAAUCGUUCGACGAGUCGCACGGCGCGAUGGCGACCGGCGGAAAGAACACCGUGAGGAUAGAGGAUCUGGACGAGUUCUUCGACAGGCAAGAGGAAGAGCUGCUGAAACGAACGGCUCGUUACACCAAGAAGAAGAAGGAUGACGACAGCAGCAGCAGCAGCAGCAGCAGUAGCAGCAGUAGCAGCAGCAGCAGCAGCAGCAGCAGCAGCAGUUCUUCGAGCGACGACGACGACGAUGACAAAAAGAAGAAGAGCAAGUGUCAGAAGAAUGGCGACGACAGCGACGACGACGACAGCGACGACGAUGAUAAGUGUGGCAAGAAGAAGAAGAAUGGCAAGUGCAAGGACGACGAUAGCGACGACAGCGACGACAGCGACGACGAUAAGUGCAAGAAGAAGAAGCACAGGAAGAGCAAGUGCAAGGACGACGACAGCGACGACAGCGACGACAGUGACGAUGAUAAGUGCAAGAAGAGGCACAAGAAAAAGAAGGGCAAGUGCGGGAACGAUGACAGCGACGACGACGACGAUAGUGACGACGACGACAAAAAGGAGAACAGGAUAGAUUGUGGGGACAACGGGUGUAAAGGAGUUAAAUACCGCAGGAGGCGGCAGGCUCAGCCUGACAAUGACAGCUCGUCCUCAUCGUCGGAGGAGAUGAGGAAGAGGUUUCCCGACAAGAGGACACCAAGAUCCGCGGAAGAUGCUCAUAGUUCUUCGUCGGAGGAAAAGAUGUCGCCCAAGCACAGAAUACCAAGAUUAGUAGGAGAUAAGCCUGGACAAGAUUCUAGUAGCUCUUCGUCCUCGGAGGAGAUGAGGAAGAGGCUUCCCGACAAGAGGACUCCAAGAUCCGCGGAAGAUGCUCAUAGUUCUUCGUCGGAGGAAAAGAUGUCGCCCAAGCACAGAAUACCAAGAUUGGUAGGAGAUAAGCCUGGACAAGAUUCUAGCAGCUCUUCGUCCUCGGAGGAGAUGAGGAAGAGGCUUCCCGACAAGAGGACUCCAAGAUCCGCGGAAGAUGCUCACAGUUCAUCCUCCGAGGAAAAGAUGUCGCCCAAGCACAGAAUACCAAGGUUAGUAGGAGGUAAGCCUGGACAAGAUUCUAGUAGCUCUUCGUCCUCGGAGGAGAUGAGGAAGCAGUUUCCCGAUAAGAGGACUCCAAGAUCCGCGGAAGAUGCUCAUAGUUCUUCGUCGGAGGAAAAGAUGUCGCCCAAGCACAGAAUACCAAGGUUAGUAGGAGGUAAGCCUGGACAAGAUUCUAGCAGCUCUUCGUCCUCGGAGGAGAUGAGGAAGCAGUUUCCCGACAAGAGGACUCCAAGAUCAGCGGAAGAUGCUCACAGUUCAUCCUCCGAGGAAAAGAUGUCGCCCAAGCACAGAAUACCAAGGUUAGUAGGAGGUAAGCCUGGACAAGAUUCUAGCAGCUCUUCGUCCUCGGAAGAGACGAUCAUAAUUCUGGACAAGAGGACCCCAAGAUCGGCGGAAGAUGCUCACAGUUCCUCCUCCGAGGAAAAGAUGUCACCCAAGCAAAGAUUACCGAGAUUAACAGGCAAUGAGCCUGGCAAAGAUUCUAGCAGCUCUUCAUCUUCGGAAGAGAAGAAGAAUCAGCUUCCCGAGAAGAGGACCCUAAGAUCCGUGGAAGACCAGCCGCCCAAGGAAUCGAUGAGCAGCUCGGCCAGCAAGGAGCACAAGAAGGCCCAGAUCGGGCUCUAGACAGCAGCCGAGGCAACAGCAAACUAAACAACAGUAACUAAAAUUUAGAAAGAACGCGAUCAUCUUGCACGCGAUCCUUUCUGCCGGAUCUUUCGUUCGAAUUAAGCACAUUAGGUUCUGAAGGAGCAAAGUAGCUAAAACCGCGACCAUAAUCGUUUCGUAUCGACUACGGAUCAAGGCCCCUCGCACGCGAAUCUUCGACGAUCGCGGUGUCACGUGUGUCAGGCGCAUCGAUAUAUAUUUCGUCGACGAGCAUUCCGUCGGGUGCUCCCGCAGCCGUUUCACGACCAGGGCCCGCAUGUAUCCGAGCAGACGUCACGUCCGCCGGUUUUUUCACGGAUUGACGUAAUAAAGCGGGAGUACGCACACGGA
Molecule: messenger RNA, 2388 nt
Organism: Megalopta genalis
Lineage: Eukaryota; Metazoa; Arthropoda; Insecta; Hymenoptera; Halictidae
Source: RefSeq, a predicted model, not a curated record